This is a messenger RNA of Dimorphilus gyrociliatus, 2787 nucleotides long. The record is from the annotation of a GenBank genome assembly. Lineage: Eukaryota; Metazoa; Annelida; Polychaeta; Dinophilidae.
GGUUGGUGGUAUAAAUGUCUGCCGUUGUCAAUAUGAAAUAGACAACGUCAUCCUUUUGGUCAAUAUUUUAUAUUCGUGCCAUUGAUUUCUAAUUUUCUUCGGUUAAGAAAAGUUGUUAUGUUUUGAAGAUUAAGAGAAAAAAAUUUCAGGUUUAGAAUACUUUUGAAACAAAAAUUAAAGCUGCUAAAUAACAAGCUGAAUCACUGUGUAUAAAUAAUUAGUUAUAACUGAAACACACUUUUCUUAUUUUUUUAGCAUGAGUGUCAUUCCGCUAACGAUAGAAGUUUCUCUAGUAUUCUGUGUAGCUGCUCUCAUGCUACACAGAUAUGGAGAUUACAGAAAACAGCAUAUUUUGGUUACUGUAGCUUGUUUCAUAGCUUGGUACUUCUCUUUCAUGAUAAUAUUCGUUCUACCUUUGGAUGUUUCAUCGACGUUUUAUCGACAAUGUUUAAAAGAUAACUCACCAUUGCCUGAUACAACAUCGAAUCCGAAUUUAACAACAACAAUAAUUAACGAGCCAACUUUAUCAACAUCUCAAAUAAUUUCUCCUGAACAAGUAUGUGAGAAACCUUGGAGUUGGUUUCCACCAACAGUAUUACCUGUACUCUGGAGAGUUGUUUAUUGGACAUCGCAAUUCUUAACAUGGAUCCUCCUUCCUAUGAUGCAAUCGUUUUCAAAUGCUGGCGAUUUUACUGUUUGGAGGAAAAUAAAGUCUGCUCUAUUCGAAAAUGCCAUCUAUUAUGGAACUUAUUUACUCAUAUUUGGUAUAUGCUUGGUAUACGUUGCUAUUAAACCCGGACUAAAUAUAAAUGGGUCACAAUUAAAAGUCAUUGGUAUUACUGCAAGUAACACAUGGGGACUUUUUCUCCUCGUUUUACUACUUGGUUAUGGAUUAGUCGAUAUUCCAAGAUCCUAUUGGUAUGCAAGCAAACAGGGCUAUCAAUUAGCCCACGCUUAUUUUAAAAUGGCUAAACUGAGUACAGAAAAGACCGAAGCGGAAGAGAAUGUAGAAGAUAUUUUGGAUGAUAUUAAAAAAAUAGCCGAAACUGUAAAAUAUACAAAUCCAAUGAGAAAAUACGUUGAUGUUAUUUUGGAAAAGUGUCCGGAGUCGAUGACCAAAAAUUUAAAGAGGAGUACAGACGAUUUCGAAGAAUAUUCAGCUUCCGAAGUUGUUACGGAAAAGUCUCUUGUUAGAAUACAUAAAAAUAUUAAAAAAGCAACUCAUAACGUUGAAAGAGCAAGGUGUCAGUGGAAUGAAACGUUGCAAAGAGCCUUUGAAUUAGAAGAUUUAGAGGCUAAUGAGAAAAGUAGUACCAGAAAAUUUGUUCAUUCAGUCGGAGUUGAUUAUCAACCUGUUUCCUUUCUAAGGCGUCUUAUUACACCUCAAAUCGAAUGGUAUUGGAAAUGCUUAAUACGACCUAUUUUGAUGAAAAUACUAGCAGUAUGCUUGUGUAUUUUAUCAUUUAUGGUCGUUUGGUCCGAAUGCUUAUUCUUUAUUAAGAAGCCAGUUUUAUCAUUUUUUGCACUAUUCGUUCAGGCUGCUGCCAAGAAUUCUGGUUAUUUCUAUGUAGAAUUGUCGUCCUGUUUGACUAUAACAUUUUUGUGUUUCUGCGCCUAUUCAACUCUAUUUAAAGUUAGAAUAUUCAAUUAUUAUUAUUUGGUUCCCGAUCAUCAAACAAAUGCUAACAGCCUUAUUUUUGCCGGAAUGAUGUUAUGUCGACUUACUCCUCCAAUGUGUUUAAAUUUCUUGGGACUGAUUCAUCUAGAUACUCAUAUAACGAAAGACGAAAGAAAAGAGGAGACAGCUUAUACGAAUAUCAUGGGACAUAUGGAUGUUAUUCCUUUUAUAUCAGAUGGAUUUAAUAUAUACUUUCCAAUAUUAAUUGUUCUACUUUGCGUUGCAACAUACUUUAACUUGUGUUCAAAAGCUUUGCAUUUCUUUGGAUUUGAACAAUUCGUUGAGGAUGAUCACUUAACUCAAGAAUUGGUCGACGAAGGCAAAGAUCUCGUAAGAAGAGGUAAACAGAUCAAUUUAUUUAUUCUAUUUUAUACAGUAUUAUGAAUGAAAUUGAAAUGAAAUAUUUUUCGUUUGUUUAUUAGAACGAAGAAGGUUACAAAGGAGAGAAGAUUGGGAGACAAGGAGAAAAGAGUGGAAUCAAAGAUUUGGUGAUUCAUCCCCACCAAAUCAGUCAGAACCUUCAGAAAGUGCUAAGGAAGGAAACUGGAAAAAUCGUUUAGCAAGUAAAAGAUCUUCGAAGAACGAUCGGACAGAGUUGUUAAGAGAAGCCGAACCUAUUGAUUAUAACAACUACCAGCUAGAAGAUCCAACUUCUAGUUAUAGUAACCCCGACGGUGCUCCAAUUGGACUGGGAGGUUAUCAAUCUGAUUCAGGUAGAUUGAGUACAUCGAAUUACACAAAAUAUGGUGGACCCCCACGAGGAAUAUUUGAUGAUGUUUAAAAAAAAAGAUAUUAAUAAUGUAUACGUUUAAAAUAACUGAACAGAACUUUUUGAAAAUGAUUAUAGCCCCAAAAUUUUCAAUGUUUACUUCUAUAUAAUUCCUCUCUCUCUCUCUCUCUCUUAUAUUUUGAAAUGAGUUGGUUACCAAAUUAUAUAUAUUCCACCAAAUUACGUUUGUUUUGUUAAUUGUUCUUUCUCUAACGAAAGUAUGGAAGUGAAAUGGAACAACAUAUUCUUACUCAAGAAUUUUUUUGUGCAUAAUAUUCUUGAUUGUGUAACUUUCUAGUCUUAAAAACAUUAAGUCAUACUCUAUACUAUCUAUACAUAU